Molecule: messenger RNA, 7269 nt
Organism: Varanus komodoensis (Komodo dragon)
Lineage: Eukaryota; Metazoa; Chordata; Lepidosauria; Squamata; Varanidae
Gene: ITGA8
Product: integrin subunit alpha 8
Exons: 25
Coding region: 279-2516 (745 amino acids)
Biological process (GO): integrin-mediated signaling pathway; cell-matrix adhesion; cell-cell adhesion
Cellular component (GO): external side of plasma membrane; integrin complex
Molecular function (GO): integrin binding
Source: RefSeq, a predicted model, not a curated record
AAAAUGGUCAGAUUAUCACCAGUAGCAUUGCAGAUAUCAUCACAGACUAUUCCUUCAAGAACAUUCUUAGGAAACUGCCACAAGAAAAGCAAACUGGAGUGGCACCAUCAGUAUAUGAUGACAAUUAUCUGGGGUACUCAGUGGCUGUUGGUGAAUUUACAGGAGACUUCCAACAAGAGCUGGUAGCUGGAGUCCCAAGAGGUGCACAGAACUUUGGUUAUGUUUCAAUUAUAAAUUCUACAGAUUUGACCUUUAUUCAGAAUUUCACUGGAGAACAGAUGGCGUCUUAUUUUGGAUACACGGUUGCUGUUUCAGACGUUAACAAUGAUGGGUUGGAUGACAUCCUAGUUGGUGCGCCUCUCUUUAUGGAACGAGAAUUUGAAAGCAACCCUAGGGAAGUUGGACAGGUGUAUCUUUAUCUGCAAGAGAGCACCCUGCCCUUCAAAGAUGCACAGACACUGGCUGGCACUGAGGUGUUUGGCAGAUUUGGCAAUUCCAUUGCACCUCUUGGAGAUCUGAACCAGGACGGAUAUAAUGACAUUGCAAUAGGCGCACCCUUUGCAGGAGAAGACAGAAGGGGGAAAGUACUCAUUUACAAUGGAGCCAGUAACGGGUUAAACUCUAACCCUUCCCAGGUUCUCCGUGGCAUGUGGGCCUCCCAGUCUAUGCCUGCGGGAUUUGGUUUUACGCUAAGAGGAGACUCAGACAUAGACAAGAAUGAUUACCCAGAUUUAAUUGUGGGAGCAUUUGGAGCUGGAAAAGUAGUAGUUUACAGAGCAAGACCAGUUGUGACAGUGGAUGCCCGGCUAUUACUCUUCCCAGUGAUUAUAAAUCCAGAGAAUAAAACUUGCCAUCUUCCUAACUCUGUGGCUUGGGCAGCUUGCUUUAAUGUAUCUGUCUGUGUGGCUUUUGAAAGUCCAGGUAUUUCAGAUAAAAUAGUUUUGAGAGCUGAGCUGCAGUUAGAUUCCUUAAAAGUCAAAGGAGCUGUGAAGCGGACCCUCUUCCUGGAUUAUCAACAGUCACAGCAUGUCUUCCUCAUCAGGAUAGCCAGGCAGAAUUUGCUCACUUGCAAGGAUUUUGUGGUUUAUCUCAGAGAUGAAACUGAAUUUCGAGAUAAAUUGUCACCCAUCAACAUCAGCUUGAAUUACAGCUUGGAUGAAUCUGCAUUUUCAGAUGGUUUAGCUGUGAACCCGAUACUGAAUUACUACCAAGAAAAUGUUCUUGCGGAACAGGCUUACAUACUUGUGGAUUGUGGAGAAGACAACGUGUGCAUUCCUGACUUGAAGCUUUCUGCUGUGCCGGAUCGGGAUCAAAUUGUAAUUGGUGAAGAAAACUAUGUCAUGCUUGUGAUCAAUUCAAGAAAUGAAGGUGAAGGCGCUUAUGAAGCUGAGCUGCAUAUAAAGAUUCCUCCUGAGGCAGAUUACACUGGUGUUGAGCGCAACAACAAGGCGCUACGCGUGCUGAGCUGUGAUUACAAGAUGGAAAAUGAAACUAGAAUGGUGAUUUGUGACCUUGGGAACCCCAUGGCAGCUGGAACAAAUUUUUCUUCAGGUAUCCGAUUUAAUGUGCAGCAUUUUGAAAAUGCUGAAUUAAGCAUCCAGUUUGAACUGCAAGUGAGAAGUUCCAACAAGGUUAAUCCCAACAGUAAUUUGGUUGACCUUCGUAUUGACAUAAGUGUAUUGGCUCAGGUAAAGAUCAGAGGUGUCUCUCAUCCCGCACAAAUUGUCCUGCCAAUUCAUAAUUGGAAGCCAAAGGAUGAACCUACCAAAGAAGAUGACAUUGGACCUUUGGUGGAACACAUAUAUGAGUUGCAGAACAUUGGGCCAAGUGCCAUCAAUGAUACAAUCUUGUAUGUGGAAUGGCCAGUUCUGAGCAGAAAGGAAUUCCUUCUUUACAUCCUUCACGUUCAGACCCAUGGACCACUGCAGUGUCAAACCAGCUCUGCAAUCAACAGUUUGGAAAUAAAGUUUGCUGUCCCAGAGGACACUCCUGAGCUUGCGGCCUUUUUGCGUAACUCCUCCAUCCCCCACUCCGUCGGACGGAGGGAAGCCAAAGUGGUGGAACAUCAAAAGAACUCAGCAAGAAUUCUGAAUUGCACCAAUGUAGAAUGCUUAGUGAUCACCUGUUCAGUUGGACUCUUAGAAAGAGGAAAAAGUGUUGCACUGAAAAUACGAUCUCGUUUAUGGGCCUCCACAUUUCUACAAAGGAAAAAUGGUCAUUAUACUCUUUCUGUCAAUGUGUCCUUUGAAGUAAAGAAGAUGCCAUAUAAAGUUCAGCCAGCAAAACUCUCUGAAGGAAGCAUAGCAAUCAUAACAUCUGUUAUUUGGGCUACUCCGAAUAUUUCCUUUAUAAUCCCACUGUGGGUUAUAAUAUUAGCCAUACUCCUUGGACUGCUGGUUCUGGCUAUGUUGACCUUAGCUUUGUGGAAGUGUGGCUUCUUUGACCGAGCGAGGCCUCCAAGAGAUGACAUGGCUGACAGAGUGCAACUAACAAGCGACAAGACUACUGACACAUAGUAGAGGGGACUGGAAACAUGCUAGUGGGUUCAUCUGUCAGGAACCUUCCUUUGAACUCACACCUGUCAAGAUGUUGUUGUAAUCUGAACUAUGCGAUGUUCUACAUAUGAAGAACAUAGGAAGAGCUGUGAUGGUUGAGACUGAGGGCCUGUCCAGUCCAGCAUUCUCUUCCCAUGAUGGGCAAGUAGAUGCCCAUGGGAAGACCAGAACAGGAUAUGCCUGCAAUUUGUGCUGGAGAUAAUUGACCGUGAUAACUGACUGAUCAGCAGCCACAGAUAGUCUUAUCCUCCAUGAAUUUGCAUCAUCCCCCUUUAAAUUUAUUCAACUUGGUGGCCGUCACUACAUCUUGUGGUAAUGUACCUUCACUACAUGACGACUAGAGAUAGCAAAAAAGAACAUUAACACAGCCUCAAAAACAGUGAUGAGCAAAACAUGUUAUCAAGUCACUUUGGUCAUUAAAAUUGUGGGAUGCAUUAAAAGCACUGCCAUGAGUGUUUGACCCAUGAGGGAUGAAAAACCCUUGUUGCUGUACGGUUUAAAUAUGAGCGAGGCAAAAUGUUCAAACUCUUACGGUGUGCUCCCUAAGGAUAAGAACGCCCAGGAAACUGGCUCAGGGAGACAAGCAAUACCCUUUGGUACUGUGAAAGUACUUCUGAAAGCAAAAGCAGCCUUUAAAAAUACUUAAGUGAGGCUCAUUUAUUUAUUUUUCCAUCUUUUGUAGACUUGGCAUUCUAGCAAAAAAAUAGAUUCUGAAGUUUGUAUUCACAGUAACAGCUUCAGUAUUUUGUAUGUAAAUAGAGUGAAUGUAUCCUGCACAUUCCAUGUACCAGUUAUAAGUGUGUGAAGGAAAGCAGAUUACCUAUUAUUUUAUAGGACAGAGAAUCCUAGAAUCAUGGGCCUGGAAAGGGACACUGAAGAUUAUCUAGUUCAGCCCCUGUCCCUGAGGCAUAGAAGAUGGGGCUUAGCAUUUGUUUAAUCACAUCACCCCAUGAACAUAACUAUAACCUGAUUGUCAAGCACAGGAAAGUUCCAUAUAUAUGUGUCUAAUGGUAGAAAAAGCUGUAAUAAAUGGUAUAUAUUCUACUAAUUAAAUUCAUUUGUCUCUAGCAAGUAAGCCAAGCCACUCAUUAUAAAGGGGAGACAAAGGGGGGGAAACCAGCUGGCAAACCUGAUUUUGGAUAAAACAUCCUCCAUAAAUUAAAAAAUAUCAGUUGAGCCUUCAUGUUGAUGCAAACUCCAUCCACCAGCCCUUUUGGAAGACGUGCUUCUUUGGCCCACUAGUGCAAGUCCACCCUAUUCAACAUCUUCCAAUUGGAAAAACCACUGAUGAUGCAGUAGUAGAAGAAAAAAUACUUCCAAGAUUUAGAGCUAAACAAACCUUCCCUAAUCCCAAUGUGGCACAUCUGGCUAACAGAUAAGAAAUCGUAAAAUAGCCUUCCUAAAUCCCCCAAAUUUAUUUCAAAACUUGUAUGGAGUUUUAUCUUUGUUUUUGUGUUUUGUUUUUCUUCCAUAGCUUUACUAUUGAAAUGUCUUUCUCCCAGUUUUUUACAUAGCACAUUGUUAGGAAUGUCUGUCUGACCUUGUUCUUUUUUUUAUUAGUGGACAGUUUAGAAGCCCCAGUUCUUGCAAGACUUUUCUGGGCAUGGAAACUCCAAUAUGUGCACAAAGCUCAGCCACACGGAACAGCUUCCUAUUAGUUUCUUCAGAAAAGGCCAAGCAGUGUGCAUUCUUAUGUAUAAAAAAUAAGCAGGGUACAGUUGAGACCAAUUUGGGCACUACAUAUACAAGACAUCCAUGUGGACAAUUGAUUUCUUAAUUACGAUUAGCUUUUCUUUAUUAGUAAUAUCCAAAAUUGACUUAUAUUUUUGUGUUGACAAUGAACACAUUGUAUCCUCUCUUAACUGGCCUGCAUCUCCCCCGUCAUUGGACCCAGUCCAGUAAGUUUUCCAAGGUAUCCUAUAAACACCAGCCUUCGCAAUGGCCACCAGUCAGUGUGGGCAGUGUGAUAACUGGAUCAAAGUGCCUUCCAUUGGCCUCACUUAGCAAUGAAUCCAAGUAUGUUUGUGCAAAACAUCUGGAUGAAUUUUUGAACAUUCCAUGCUCCUUUCAUCUACUUGCAUCCUUUGAAUCUAAAAGUAAAACAUUAAAUUUAAAAGUGUAUGUACUCAACUACUUGCUCUUUUCCCUUCUCUCAGCUGGUUGUUUGACUUUCAGUGUAGCACCAAUGUUUCUACUAAUCCCAAAUUUUGUUUUGCCAAAAACCAGAAUAACUUCUUAGUGUCAUCAGACUGGAAUGGGAGGAAAGUCUAUUGAUGCCUGGGAUCCAUUCCAUUCUCUUUCUGGAGCCUUUUGGGCAUCCCAAACUGAUAUUUCUCAAACUGAUACUGCCCAAAGAGCUUCAGCUGUGGGGUGGGAUAGAAAUGGAAUUAAUAAUAAGGCUUCCAUCUUUUUUUCCAAAACAAGGGAAUAGUUAGCCAGCAUCACAUUUCAUAGAUCCCAUGACAGAGUCAUUUUAAAGGUUCCAGGGUAUCCCACUCUGUGGCCAAGUUUCUCUGCAAGAAUCCCCAAACCAUUUUCUAGCCUUAUAUCUGGAGGGCACCAUGCUGGAGUUGACUGACAAAAUAUCACUAAUUUAAACCCUAGCACAUUUCCUAACAUAAACCUGUAAAGAAAAAAAUGUGGAUUUCUGGCUGUAUUUUAAAAGCCAUUUCCUUAAUAGAUUCCUAGGACUGGUUGCACUGAUCAAGGCCAGUGCCUGGUUUGAAAGCCCUUGGACAGCUCCCCUUCCGUGGUGUCGGUCUCCCUCUGCACUGCUGUUAUCACCAGCCGGUGCUGGUGCCGCUCCUCUUUUUCAUCAUUGCCUCCACUUGCUUGUCAGGAGUCCGUGGCAUCUCCUGAUCCUCCUUCUUGCUCCCAUUGAGUGAAAGGCGGCAGAACAAGCUGGGUGCCCCGCUGAAGAGGCAGCACAACUUCAAGGGACUCUUUAUCAACACAUCCUUGCUGUGAUGUACAGCCUUGCUGGUGCCCAGCCAGGCCUGCACUUGAUGUCAGCCUGUAUUUUAAAACAAGUUCAAUUAAUCAUGCAAUUGUGAUACAUAAAUGCCAGUAAAAAUAAACCAGUUACCUUUCGAAUGCAGUGAAACCAGAUCAGAUAAUGGCAUCUGUGAAUUCCAGCAGGGACUAUCUUAUUUCACAUGAAUGUGAAUCAUGAAGGGUCCUUGUGGAAAGAACCUUGUCAAGAGAAAGUCCAAACUCUAUCCCAGUAUUUCUUAAAUUGAGGUUGACUCUAAUUCCUCAGAAUCUUAUCAGGGUUUCUCAACCAGGGAAAGUCAACAUUGGAAAAUAAACAUAUGGACCACUGUCAUUCUCCCCAUGUAGUAUUCCCCAUGUGGUACCCAGUUGCAAGAGUGUGUGAGCUACAUAUUCAGGUACAUUUUGAGUUUGUGGAUGGGAAUGGCAAGGUCCCCCAGGCAUAGGGUAGUCAUUUCUCCUGCUCUCUUCAAAAACAUCUUCUGUUUAAAAAGCAGUCCAGGACAAGGCUGGUUUAAAGAUAACCCUAAGAAGGGGAAGUAACAAGGCCCUUGGAAUGUCUAUCCACAGAACGUACUUGGACAACAGAAGGAACAGGCUGGCAGCUCACCCAGUCUCGGUCUUCCACAGUGUAGUGAGAUGGAUUGCAUGUCUAUUUAAAUGAUAGCAGCUUUUCCAAGUCUCCUUUUUCAAUAUUGCAUUUGCUCCUUUUUGGCAAUAAAUGCAUAGCUAUCCAAAGCAGGCUGGUGCCGCAUGUGAACCGAGCCCCCGCAUGCAGCCCAGAAUCCAUCACAACUUGCAAAAGAAAAGGCUCUGCAGCAGAUGCUUGACAAGCAUCUGUGUAGACGGGGAUCCCUCAGGUCAUGACGUUUAAAAGCUACUGGCCUGUGCUGGUAACUUUCAGUCAGGUAGCCAUAUUAGUAUGUAAAAGAACAAUGUGUUUUACUCCUAUGAAAUUGCAUGAUAAGAAAAGCAACCAUAAACACCUAUUUCUCUGAAAAUAGUACUUCAUGUACCUAGUCCACAGAAGAUCUUGGGGAGGCCAACUUGCAGCCUUCCAGGUCUUCUACUCAACAAUUCCCAUCAGCCCCAGCUAACAUAGCCAGUGGUGAAAGCAGAUGGGAGUUGUAGGUCAAAAUAUCUGGAAGACCACCCCUUGUCUACCCCUUCUGCAAUGAUUUAUUGUUUUGAUUCUGUCCUGAGACCGCCACCUGUCCUGAGUAGCCUUGAGGUCUACUGUGGAUCUACAUAACCACCAAGAGCCACUCGGGGGUGGGGGGGGGAUCUCUAGAAAGAUUGCAUCCAGGUGGAAAGGUCAGAAAGGGGUUUCCUUAUGCUAAAGCUCUUUUCUUGCUCUAUGAGCUUGUAACAUGCAAAGAAGGGUUACCCCAACUAUAAAAGCUGUUCUGCAGGUUUCUGCACCUUACUCAGUUUAUUCAUAUCCACCCAUGUAAAUACAGCGAACUGUACCUUUUUUUGUAAAUCUUGAAUUAAUAUGUUAUAAUCAUAGUUUAUCUGGAACAAUGGUUUGUCUAAACACACGGACAGCAACUACACAGCAACAAUUGUAAUUGGUUAAAAUAUUAACAAAUGUGGAAUAUAUUUUUUCGUAUGUGCAAUAUUUUAUAUUAUCUAUGUACCUGGCGCAUGUUUACACUGGCAUUUGUGGUUUUAAAAAAAUGAUAUAUUGAUGGACAAAUAAAAAAGUAAGUGUUCUACCUUA